CCUCCUCAUUGCCGUCCAUGCUCCUGCUCUGACCGCUGAUUUCCCUAGCUCACUGCCCAGGCCGGUCUUUCCAUGCUAUCACCGAGCCCUGCUUCCUGCACAUCUCCCAACCCAGACGGGGAGAACCCGAGCAAGAAGGUCCAGUGGGCUUCACAGGGGAGGAGGAGGACGUCAUCCACAGACUCGGAGGCCAGGUCCCACACAGACCCCUGCAGGCUGGCCAGGUCCCGCAGGCCCAGCCGGCUGACGGUGAAGUAUGACCGGGGGCAGCUGCAGCGCUGGCUGGACAUGGAGCAGUGGGUGGACACACAGGUCCAGGAGCUCUUCCAGUCCCCCAGGUCAGUGGGAUUACAGAUGAACGCCUCCAUGCCUGGCUUGGAUCAAGCCGACCCCUUUGAGCCGGAGAUUGACCUGGAGGCUCUCAUGGAACUUUCCACUGAGGAGCAGAAGACUCAUUUGGAGGGCAUUCUCCGAGACUGUCCCCGGCCCACUGAGCCUUUUAUCUCUGAGCUGCUUAGUCAGCUCAAAAAACUUCGGAGACUCAGCCGGCCUCAGAAGUAAGCCCCGAGAGACCAUCCUGGGCAGCCUCCACACUGCCAGGCCUGUCGUGAACUCCCGGAUCCUGGAUGAGCAGGA
This is a messenger RNA of Fukomys damarensis (Damara mole-rat), 636 nucleotides long. RefSeq names its product protein phosphatase 1 regulatory inhibitor subunit 14D (gene Ppp1r14d). The record is from RefSeq and is a predicted model, not a curated record. Gene Ontology annotation, molecular function: protein serine/threonine phosphatase inhibitor activity. NCBI's taxonomy places the organism in Eukaryota, Metazoa, Chordata, Mammalia, Rodentia, Bathyergidae. Bases 73 to 561 code for a protein of 162 amino acids. Gene Ontology annotation, cellular component: cytoplasm. The transcript has 5 exons. Gene Ontology annotation, biological process: regulation of phosphorylation.